Molecule: messenger RNA, 834 nt
Organism: Daldinia childiae
Lineage: Eukaryota; Fungi; Ascomycota; Sordariomycetes; Xylariales; Hypoxylaceae
Exons: 2
Coding region: 1-834 (277 amino acids)
Source: RefSeq, a predicted model, not a curated record
AUGACUAAAAAGCGAGCAUUCGCUUCCGAAGAGGGAGACUGCGCUAGCAACAAACGUGCCCGCACUGAACCGAGCGCGAGCGCGAGCAACAACAGGAACAUGGCUAUCAACACAGCGCUGAGCAGAGCCAAUAUCGGGAAGAAAUACUCCUGGAUGAACCGGGAUACAGGUGCUCUUGAGAAGCCUCAGCCUCCCGCCCAUAAGGCUGAGGGAAAGGAAGGAGAAGAAGGGCUUGCGGACUAUCCAGGAAGCCCUGAGUCAUACACCGCCUCUGCCCCUGUUACAGUUGUCAAUGGUGACCCUAUACAACCGAGCAUUGAGAAUACGUUUGGAGACGCAUCCGAGGAAUUCGACGAAGAACUAGCGGCAAUGGAAAAGGCACUGGCUGAGGAAGAAGAACGGGCGAAAAUGGAAAAGACACCAGCUGAGGACGAAGAGUUCGACGAGAUAGUGGCUGCUAUGGAGAAGGAAUUGGCCGAGGAUCAGAUGGUCAAGUCUAAGUCUGGCAACGGCUCCUCGGAGUCCCCUAUCCUUAUCUCCUCCAGAGAGUCUAGCCCCGUCAACAUCCCAUCUAAAGAGGAUACGCCUGCCAAGAACAUCGCAGAAUCGAAGAAGCCGGCCCUCCCAACUCCACCUAAGACGGACGAUGAGAAUAAGAAGGCUAGACAGCAGAAACAACAGAAACCGGCAAAGAAACCAGCGCAGAAGAAGCCGCUGCAAAAGAAGCAGACGCCUGUUGUUCAAGAACCUGAGGAAGACCCCGCCGUAGCGGAAGCUCAAGAACAAGAAGACCUAUACGCCAUGCUAAAUUAUAUCUACCAAUUUGCCUAUUAG